AGUGAGAUACGAACCAGUGAAUCUGUAAGAUCCAACUAAUUGAUAAUCACGUUUAAUAAAUAUAUAAAAAAGUGAAACUGGUUCCGUGACUUAGUCGGUUGCAAUAUCAGUAAACAAGGUGUGAAAUAUAUGUGAGGUGCUCAGUUAUAUAAAAAUUGAUUUUCAGAUUGUGAUUUUGUAGAAAAAAUAGAAGAUGUUAAAUGCGAUAUACUAAAUAUGCGUAAAUAGCUUCUAAUCUUUCCAAUUGAUCACAAUCAUCAAAUCAAUGUUUACCAUUUAUAAAAAAUAAAUGAUUUGUUUUAUUCUUUAAAAAUAAAGAAUUGUGAAGAAAUUCAAGAUGGUUUACACAAUAUCUGACAAUGUGGAGAGCAUUAGAACAAAACAAAAUAUGGACAGUAAAUUUAGGAAAAUCAAAACAGCGGAAAAUGAAGAACCGUUCGAUGAACUUGAAGCGAGAAGAAUAUGGAAAAACGUGUUACUAAUCGGAUUUGCGUUCAUGAUUCACUUCACAGCGUUCUGGGGUGCUUCCAAUUUACAAAGCUCUGUAAAUUCAGAAGCAGCUUUAGGAACAUUCACUUUGGCUAGUAUAUAUGGAUCCCUUUUGUUGUCAAAUAUCUUAUUACCUGCAUUGGUUAUGAAGUGGCUUGGAUCCAAAUGGACAAUCGCAUUAUCCUUUAUAGUCUAUAUGCCGUUCAUUUUAUCCCAAUUUUAUCCAAAAUUCUAUACAUUAAUACCUGCAGGACUGGCAGUUGGCUUAGGAGGAGGACCUCUGUGGUGUGCAAAAUGCACUUAUUUGACUAUAGUUUCAGAAGCAUAUGCUAAAAUUGCUGGAGUCAGUUCAGAAACUGUGGUGACAAGAUUUUUUGGAAUAUUUUUCAUGUUUUAUUCUUUUUCACAGGUUUGGGGAAAUUUGAUAAGUUCUGCUGUUCUAUCGUCUGGAGAGAUAGCUAUUUCUAAUAAAACCACGUCAUUUUUUAUUAAUAGCUCAGAAUCUACAGAAAUUAGAGGAGUUACAAACAAAUGUGGUGCUAACUUUUGUCCUGGAGUUAUAACUUCUGACGCCGUACCCAAUUUAGUACCACCUCCAUCAUACAAAAUCAACAUGAUUGCUUCUAUUUAUUUCUUGUGUAUGGUAGCUGCAGUACUUAUAGUUAGUGUUGGUGUAGACAAAAUGUCCAGGUAUCGGAAAGGAAGAAAAGUCAUUGGGACAACAACUGGCUGGAGACUUCUUGUUGUAACUUUAAAACACUCAACUCAACCUUUACAAAUGCUAAUUCUACCCAUUAUCAUGUUUAUAGGAGCAGAACAAGCUUUCUUAGCUGCAGAAUAUACUUCGGCCUACGUUGGUUGUGGAUGGGGCAUAAGUAACAUCGGCUUCGUAAUGAUAUGUUUCGGCACUUGUAAUGGUAUAGCAUCCAUUUUAUGCGGCAGUUUGGUAAAAAUAACAGGAAGAGCAUCUCUUAUUUGUGUUGCUUUUAUUCUACACGUAGCAUUGUUGAUAACUUUAUUGUGGUGGACACCAGGACCUUAUAAUAGCUGGAUAUUUUUCGUAGUUUCUGCUCUGUGGGGGGUAUGCGAUGCUUUAUGGUUGGUACAAAUCAAUUCUUACAGUGGAAUUCUUUUUCCUGGCAAAGAAGAAGCUGCAUUCAGCAACUUUCGAUUAUGGGAAUCAACAGGAUCUGUUAUUACAUACAUUCUGAGUCCAUAUUUAUGCAUUAAUAUCAAGAUAUAUCUGCUAAUUCUCCUACUUGUUAUUGGUGUAGUUGGAUACACAGCUGUCGAAUAUGUACACAGAAAACAUAGGAAAGAAAUAGAUGAAGACGUUAAAAAAGGAAAAUUUGAAUUAGUUAGUGAUGUGGUAAAAUCUGGUGAAGUUGCCGAUUGAUGUGAUUCGUAAUAGCAGAAAAUAAAAUAUCAAAACUGAAGCUUCCAAAGCAAGAACAAUAAUGUUUUGAAGACACUUGAAAGUAUAUUUUUAAUCAAUGUAUACGAUAUUAAGACCGAGCCAUGUUGUGAAACGUUUGAAAUCUUCUUGAGUAUAUAGAAAUUUAUGUAUUAUAAUAAUGGAAUCGUAUUUUAAAAAAUAAUAUUCAGAAAUAAUUAUAUUGUAAAUAACAUAAACUCGCUACAAUGAGUUCUAAUCAAUAAUAAUCACAAACAUAUAUAACCAGAAUUAACAAUGCCCUAAAAUUAUAUUAUUCACUUUUGCAUAAUUUUUGCAAACUUGAUCUCUAUUUAUUUAUAAUUUGAAUUAAUUAUUUGUGUAUAACUGAAUUGAAUCAGUUGUUGUCAUAACCCACACGGGGAACAAACAAUGAGGUUUUAAAGGCAGUUAAAAGUAUAUUUUUAAUCAAUGUGGAUAAAUUGUUGUACAAGUAAAUGUUAUUUUUCUUUUACAUGCUAUUCUGAUAAUAAAGAUAAAGAUUAGAAAA
Diorhabda sublineata is the source of this 2432-nucleotide messenger RNA. RefSeq names its product UNC93-like protein. The transcript is spliced from 8 exons. Gene Ontology annotation, molecular function: potassium channel regulator activity. Gene Ontology annotation, cellular component: striated muscle dense body; plasma membrane. NCBI's taxonomy places the organism in Eukaryota, Metazoa, Arthropoda, Insecta, Coleoptera, Chrysomelidae. Bases 338 to 1885 code for a protein of 515 amino acids. Gene Ontology annotation, biological process: regulation of muscle contraction; regulation of potassium ion transport. The record is from RefSeq and is a predicted model, not a curated record.